This is a messenger RNA of Ipomoea triloba (trilobed morning glory), 2841 nucleotides long. Its product is annotated as vacuolar protein sorting-associated protein 51 homolog. NCBI's taxonomy places the organism in Eukaryota, Viridiplantae, Streptophyta, Magnoliopsida, Solanales, Convolvulaceae. The record is from RefSeq and is a predicted model, not a curated record. Gene Ontology annotation, cellular component: membrane; EARP complex; GARP complex. Bases 181 to 2514 code for a protein of 777 amino acids. The transcript has 21 exons. Gene Ontology annotation, biological process: Golgi organization; retrograde transport, endosome to Golgi; Golgi vesicle transport.
GGUCUGACAUUUUGGAACAACAAGAGCGUAAGAAGGAAAAGAAAACAUCCAUUCUGCAUAGCGUUCAUCAUUUCAUCGUUGCUCUGAGCAGAUCUGUUGCCUCCUUCGGGUUCUUCAUUGCCGCCGAGCACCGCCGUAGCACUGUACAAACUACCAACACAGCUCUCCCUCUCUCUAUUCAUGGAAGGAACAAAAAUGGGGGUCGAUGAUGAGCUGUUGGACGACAAGGCAAAGAGAAUGAGAGAUUUGCUGUCAAGUUUCUACUCUCUUGACCCUUCUUCUUCCGGACCUCCCAAUGCUUCUUCCAGAUUUGCCACGCUAGAUACCAUUAACACCUCCUCCUUUGAUGCUGAUCAGUACAUGAAUCUUCUGGUGCAAAAGUCUAAUUUGGAGGGAUUGCUACAGAGGCAUGUUGAAAUGGCUGCUGAGAUAAAAAAUUUAGAUACUGAUUUGCAAAUGUUAGUAUAUGAGAAUUACAACAAGUUCAUAAGUGCAACAGAUACAAUUAAAAGAAUGAAUAAUAACAUUGUGGGCAUGGAAACAAAUAUGGAACAACUUCUUGAAAAGAUAAUGUCUGUGCAAUCUAGAAGUGAUGGGGUUAAUACUUCUCUGUUUGAAAAGAGAGAGCAUAUAGAGAAAUUGCACCGGACACGGAAUUUUCUUCGUAAAGUUCAGUUCAUAUAUGACCUGCCCUCUAGACUAGCAAAGUGUAUCAAAGCAGAAGCCUAUGCUGAUGCAGUGAAAUACUAUACUGGAGCCUUGCCAAUUUUUAAGGCAUAUGGGGAUUCAUCAUUCCUGGACUGUAAGCGAGCAUCAGAAGAAGCAGUGGCUGUUAUUGUGAAAAACUUGCAGGGAAAGGUAUUCUCAGAUUCUGAAUCCAUACAAGCAAGGGCUGAGGCUGUGAUGCUCCUUAAGCAGUUAAAUUACCCGGUCGAGAAUUUAAAGGUGCAACUAUAUGAAAAGUUAGAACAGUUCCUUGUGGACCUCAACCUUGAAUCUAAGGAAUUAAUGCACGGCUCUUUGAAUCUUGAUAUGCCCCCUGAUCAUGUAGAUCUUUCUGAUUCAACUUCUGUUGAUCAGGCUUCUAUACGUGAAUUUGCUGAAGCUAUCCGUGCUUAUCGAGUUAUCUUCCCUGACUCUGACCAGCAACUUGUUAGACUUGCAGAAGACUUAGUUAAGAAGCACUUUGAAGCCACUGAGCAUCAUAUUAAGAAGACGCUUCAUUCCACUGAUGUAUUAUCAUUGCUUCGGAUUAUUUGGACUAAUGUGCUCCUGAUGGAUGAAGUGUUACCUGAGGCUGGUCUGAUUGACUUCUCAUUGGAGGCUGCUCGUGUUUCUAUUAAAAAGUAUGUUGUGAGCAGAUUCAGUCAUCUUCUUCUUGAUAUAACAGGAGCCCUUGUGAAGCUCCAGGGUAAGCAGCAGGGAGUAGAGGAAGAAUAUACUUUGCAGGCUGCACUUGAUUCCAGUAAAAAAACAUUAAUUGAAGGCAGUUCAGAUGUCUUACAGGAGUUUCAACGGCUUCUUAAUGAAGACAUGGAACUACUAGUGAAAUUGAGAGAAAUGAUUAUCAACUGGGUACAAGAAGGCUUUCAAGAAUUUUUCAGGAAACUUGAAAAUGAAUUCCUCUUGCUUUCUGGAAAGAAGUAUUUUUCUGGACAGGAUCAAAACUUUGGGGAACGAAUGCAGGGUGACAAAAUCCUUCCUGGACUUGUUCUUGUGCUAUCUCAGCUAUCUAUUUCCAUUGAACAAAGUGUCAUCCCAAGAAUUACAGAGGAAAUAGCUGCUUUUUCUGGUGGAGCAGCUCGGGGCUAUGACUAUGGCCCAGCUUACGUCCCUGCAGAAAUUUGCCGCACCUUCCAUUCAGCAGGUGAAACGUUCUUGCAUAUGUACAUAAAUAUGCGAACUCAAAAAUUAUCAGUUGUAUUGAAGAAGAGGUUUACUACUCCAAACUGGAUGAAGCACAAGGAGCCCAGGGAAGUUCAUAUGUUUGUUGAUCUGCUUCUUCAAGAGUUGGAUGCAAUAGGAAAUGAAGUAAAGCAGAUAUUACCUGAAGGGCUUAAUAGAAAACAUCGACGUACUGACAGCAAUGGAAGCACUACUUCCUCACGCAGUAAUCCACUAAGAGAUGAUAGGUUGAGCCGGUCAAAUACCCAGAAAGCCAGGAGUCAGCUUCUGGAGACCCAUCUUGCAAAAUUGUUUAAGCAAAAAAUGGAGAUCUUUACCAAAGUUGAACACACACAGGAAUCAGUUAUGACUACUAUAGUCAAACUUUGCUUGAAAAGUUUGCAAGAGUUUGCCCGACUUCAGACAUUCAACCGUAGUGGAUUUCAGCAAAUUCAGUUGGACUUCCAUUUUCUGAAGACUUCUCUAAAGAAUGCUGCUGAAGAUGAAGCUGCCGUGGACUUCUUACUUGACGAGGUUAUUGUUGCUGCUGCAGAGCGGUGUCUUGAUCCCGUUCCUUUGGAACCUGCGAUACUGGACAAACUUGUCCAAGUGAAGUUGGCGAAGAUUUGAGAGCUUCUAACUCCACACAAUAAGAGUAUCAGUUGCAAGAUGACAGUUUUGGUGUAGAUUGCCUGACUUUCUUCCCCUAUAGCAUCCAAGUCUGAAGCUCUCUCUGCCUAUAAUGCUUCCAGAUUCCAGCUGAAGCUUUUUGUCUCAAUUUUCAGGAUUUCAUUGUCUCAUCACAUAGCAACUUCAGUUAUCAUUCUGUGAUUUUCAUUGAUAUAAAGGGCCACUGUAUAGAAUCAUAAUGUACUCUCAUGCUUUCCAAUUCAACAGCCACAAACAUUAUUCGAGGAUUAAAGAGAUUGAGAAUUUCCAUUUUAUUUUCAUUCUUGA